Molecule: messenger RNA, 555 nt
Organism: Fusarium graminearum PH-1
Lineage: Eukaryota; Fungi; Ascomycota; Sordariomycetes; Hypocreales; Nectriaceae
Exons: 5
Coding region: 1-555 (184 amino acids)
Source: RefSeq, a predicted model, not a curated record
AUGUUUCCUACGCAAUAUGUAACUGAGUGGAGGUCUUACAAUCGCGGAUGGCCUUCCAGAGUUGUAUUGCAUCGAAGGAUGGAGACGAAAAAGAAAAGAAAGAAGAAAAACGAAAAAGCAAAGAGAACCCUUGUCGAGUACAUUACCUACCCGUCAUCAACCCUCAAGGGUUCGUGUUUCAAGGGGCUUUUAGGUGACUUUAGUCCGUUGAUGGAGACGAGGAUAAACCUUGAAAGAAAAUGCUUGAAAGGCAUGGAGGACGAACCAUCAAAAUGUAUUGCCUCGGUACCUACCGAGGCAGGUACCUACCUAGAGAGCUUGCAGGGCCCUAGGCAGGCUCAAGGGAAAAGAAAGAAAGCGCGGAUACUUAGAGGCAACUUUACGAAGAACAGAGCAGCUAAUGCUGGUGCUGGUGCUGGUGCUGUAAGAGAAGAAAAGGUUGCCAGCUACAUGCAUCUGUUGCACUGUGCCGUUGCCAUGCUUGCCGUCCCUGUCUUAGGUACUACCUAUGUAACCUACUUGAUUUAUGACGGGACGAUGUGGAAAGUGAGGUAA